Messenger RNA from Paramecium sonneborni, 659 nucleotides. The record is from the annotation of a GenBank genome assembly. NCBI's taxonomy places the organism in Eukaryota, Ciliophora, Oligohymenophorea, Peniculida, Parameciidae.
AUGAAUAACAACUCAUAUUAGUCGUAUAAACCGUAUUCUAGAAUUUAGCAAUAAACCUAUCAUAAUAAUCAAAUACUUUCAUAUGUUGGAUAAGUUCUUCAGAAAUCUAGAACCAAUUACAAUUAACACAAGCAAUUUGAAUCUAAUAUCAAAACUAAUUAAAAUUAACAAAAUAUUACUGCUGACUCCAAUAAUAAAAGUAUUCUUAACUCACCAAAAAUAUCAACAUAAGAAUUGAUUGUUGCUUAGAAAUAAGACAUUACUCCAACAAAAACUAUUGCAUUGCAUCAAUCAUAAUAAAUUAUAGAUAGACAACCAUUAAUUCCGUUAAUUCCACUAAUGUAAAAUUUAAAAGAAUAGUAUAAAUAAGUAUACUAUAAUUCUUACUUUAGAAAUAAGCUUUUAUAUAAUAAUCUCCAUCCAAAAAGACUGAAGAACGCUUUAAGAAUUUUAAAAUAAUAAAGAAACUUGGGGAUGGUAAAUACAGUGAAGUGUUUCUAGCAAGACAUCUUCAAACUGGAUUUUUAGUUGCAUUGAAAGUCAUUCAAAAAAAAUAAAUUGUUGNUCCAAACUAAUCAUUUGAAAAUAUGCCCAAGGACAAUAAACAGCUCCAAAUCCUGAUAAAAUUCCAAUCAUAAAAGUCCCAAUUUUCGUAAUGA